UCGCUGCGCUGGCUGCCGCUGCUCUGCCAGCUGCUGCUGCUGCGGCCGCUAGCGGCCCACUCGGCCGGCCCCAUCCAGGCCUUCGUGGUGCCCCACAGUCACAUGGACGUGGGCUGGGUCUACACGGUCCAGAACCUUGGACAGGGCGGCGUUUUCCGUCCUUUGCCUCAGUUUCCCCAUCUGUGAAAAGAGAGUGGUUACUCCUACUCUGGAUGCACUGGGGGCUAUUAGGUACCAGGACACUUGGUCUCUGGAUCUUCUCUUUGGUCCUUUGGGCUCACCACCAUCCUCGGCCUCUCUGGAGCUGCUGUGAUGGCCUCCUCAGGAAAGCAUGCGGGCCUAUGCAGCCAAUGUCUACACUACUAUGGUGGCAGAAUUGACCCGCAGGCAGCACCGGCGCUUCAUCGCUGUGGAGCAAGAGUUCUUCCGGCUGUGGUGGGAUGGUGUGGCCUCUGAGAAGCAGAAACACCAGGUCCGCCAGCUCCUGGAUGAAGGACGCCUGGAGUUUGUGCUCGGAGGCCAGGUCAUGCAUGACGAGGCUGUGACCCACUUGGAUGACCAGAUCCUACAGCUCACAGAAGGACAUGGCUUUCUCUAUGAGACAUUUGGGAUCCGGCCACAGUUCUCCUGGCAUGUGGACCCCUUCGGUGCAUCGGCGACGACCCCAACCCUGUUUGCCCUGGCAGGCUUCAACGCCCAUCUCAUCUCCCGGAUUGAUUACAACCUCAAGGAUGCCAUGCAGGAAGCCCAGGGUCUGCAGUUCGUGUGGCGUGGGUCCCCAUCCCUGUUGGAGCAGCAGGAGAUCUUCACUCACACCAUGGACCACUAUAGCUACUGCACCCCCUCACACAUCUCCUUCUCUAACAGGUCUGGAUUUUACUGGAAUGGUGUAGCUGUCUUCCCGGACCCGCCCCCAGAUGGCGUGUAUCCCAACAUGAGUGAGCCCGUCACCCCAACCAACAUCCACCUCUACGCUGAAGCCCUGGUGGCCAAUGUUAAACAGAGGGCCGCGUGGUUCCGGACUCCCCAUGUCCUCUGGCCCUGGGGAUGUGACAAGCAGUUUUUCAAUGCCUCGGUGCAGUUUGAUAACAUGGACCCCCUGCUGGAGUACAUCAACAAUCGCACGUCCCAGUACGGCGUCUCAGUGCAGUACGCCACACUGAGAGAUUACUUCCAAGCCCUACACGCCUUCAACAUGACCUGGGCCACCCAUGACCACCGUGACUUCCUUCCCUAUUCUUCAGAACCACAGCAGGCCUGGACCGGCUUCUACACAUCCCGCAGCACCCUGAAGGGGUUAGCGAGGCAAGCCAGUAGCAUGCUGUACGCUGGGGAGUCCAUGUUCACACGCUACAUGUGGCCGGAGCCCCAUGGGACUGUGGACCCUACGUGGGCCCUGCAGCAGCUCCAACAGCUUCGCUGGGCUGUGUCUGAGGUCCAGCACCAUGACGCCAUCACAGGCACUGAGUCCCCCAAGGUGAGCAACAUGUACGUGGAACAUCUCAGAAUGGGGAUUCUGGGCGUACGCAAGCUGAUGGCCUCCAUUGCCCUGGACAGGUCCCCAGUGUCUGACACAGACAAAGGGCCUGUGGGAUACUUUGCUUCUGUGUACAACCCACUGGCCUGGAAGAUCACCACCAUUGUCACCCUGACUGUCGCUUUCCCCAAUGUAAGCGUCACCGAUGAGUUGGGCCACCCAGUGUCAGCACAGAUUCAGAACUCUACAAAGGACCCUUUGGCCUAUGACCUACUUAUCCUGGCCACCAUCCCAGGCCUCAGUUACCGGCACUACAAAGUCAGGCGCACCCGUGCGGACGAGGCAGAUACCCACACCACCCCCAUGGCCAGCACCCUCAAGUAUAGUCUCAAGCUGAGGAACCAGACUAGUCAGGGAGGCAGGUUCCUGGUGCCUGUGACCAACGACUGCUAUACUUUGCUGUUCGACCAGGAAACCAACAUGUUACAUAGUAUCCAGGAGAGACAGAGCAACCACACAGUGCUCAUGACCCAAGAGUUCCUGGAGUACCACGCCAACGGAGAUGUGAAGCAGGGCCCCAUUUCAGACAAUUACCUGUUUGCGCCAAAUGAUACUGCUAAGCCUGCCUGGGAAGCAGUGGGGAUGGAGAUGGUGGUGGGCCGGCUGGCAACGGACAUAAGGCAGUACUUCUACAGGAAUAUAACAGACCAGGAUUACAUCUAUGCAAUCCACUCUCGUCUGGCCCAUGUGCAUCCGAGCCCCUCUGGGGAACUGCUCUGCCAACGGAUAGAGCAGCAGUACCGCGUGGGCCCCCUGGAGCUGAACCGUGAGGCCAUCCUGAGGACCAGCAGUGACCUAAACAGCCAGCAAAUCCUCUACUCUGACAACAAUGGCUACCAGAUGCAGCAGAGGCCCUACAAGGCUUUCAAGAGCAACCCUAUCGCCCGGAAUUACUACCCCAUGGUACAGUCAGCCUUCAUCGAAGAUGACAAGAGCAGGCUGGUGCUGCUGGCAGAGCGAGCACAUGGUGUCUCCAGUCAAGAGAGUGGUCAGGUGGAGGUAAUGCUCCAUCGGCGGCUGUGGAACAACCUGGCCUGGAACCUGAACUACAACCUCACGCUGAAUGACACCUCCGUUGUGCACUCGGAGCUCUGGCUUCUGCUGGGGUCUAAACCCAUCGCUACUGCCCUGCGCCCGCGGAGUGGGGUGGCACUGCAGCACAGACCUGUCGUGCUGCUCACAGAACUAACUGAUGAAGAGGCCCCCAUUCAUGGACCCAAGAACCCCCAGGCUGUGGCAUUACCCCCCAACCUGCACUUGCAGACCCUCAGCAUUCCCGGCUGGAACUACAGCAGGAACCAUGCCCAGCAACUGAAGAACCUUCGGAGAGGCCCCCAAAAGAAGCCCCAGGUCAACCUGCAGCGUGUGCUGCUUCGCCUGCACCACCUGUAUGAAGAGGGGGAGGACCCAACGCUGUCUCAGCCUGCGACAGUGGACCUCAAGGUAGCCCUUCAAGGACUAGGGUCCGUAGUAGCUGUGGAGGAACGCUCACUCACAGGGACCUGGGACAAGCAGAUGCUGCAGCGCUGGCACUGGAGGACAAAGACUGGCCACCUAAGAGGCCACCCCACCUCCCACCCCAAGUCACCAGGAGACACCAUCAUCACUGUGUACCCCAAGGAAAUCCGGACCUUCUUCAUUUACUUCCAGCAGUAACCAACGCAGCUGGGCCAGGACCGUGGAACUGAAAUCCCUGCCCCUGCCCCAGAUGAACCUCAGAGGGAAGAGAAAGCUGCUCACCCGACAGCUGUGUGGCAGAAAGCAGCCGUGUGGGGACAGGGGUCUCUCAUAUUUUAUUAAUAAAAAUGUGAGGUCUGGGCUCUUCCUUCCCAUCUUCAAGUCAGCCCUUCCCUCCCUUCUCACAUGAGUGACUCCUCCCUCUCUCUCUCCCUCCUUCCCUUCCCACUCCCUCCCUCCCUCCUUCCCUACCCCUCCCUCUCUCCCUCAGUUUUUGAAAAGAGCCUUUCUUUUUGAAAAGUUAAGGUGAAUGAAUUGUGGAAAGUGAAAGACAGCAAGAGUAGGAUCAGCCGACCACACAGCUCCCAGCAGAUCUUCAGCCCUGUGUCUGAACAUGGCAUGUCACAGUAUGUGCCUGUCACUCUUCCCACACCUGUGCUGAUCCAAAACCCCAUUAUGUGAAUAUUUUGAUGACCGAGAAUACACUUCACUAACUCAAACUAUUUUAUAGAAAAAAAAUCUAGCCUUGGAGCUUGCGUGCAGCAAAAGUUCCAGAUGUUGUACUGGAGGAGUGGGAUUAGCCUCAUGCUCUUCUUAGACACAGGCUACAGGGAGUGACGUUAUUCAGAGUGACCAGUAGCAUGUUCAUACUGUUAGCAAUGCCUCUGAAGGGGUAUCCACCUCUAAUUUUAGCACCGGAGAGGUUGACCGAGGACUGUGUGGAGUAGGAGGUCCUUCUGUCUAUGUGUUACUUUCAGUGGUUAAAUAAAGAAACUGCCUUGGAUUUUUGAUAGGGCAGAAUUUAGAUAGGUGGAGUAGACCAAGCAGAAUGCUGGGAGAAAGAAAGCAGAGUCAGGAAGAUGCCAUGGCACUUCUCUCCGAGAUGGACGCUGGUUAGACGCAUGCCGGUAAGCCACAGUGAAGUGGCGAUACAGAUUAUUAGAAAUGGGUUGAAUCAAUAUGUGAGAGU
Molecule: messenger RNA, 4184 nt
Organism: Chionomys nivalis (European snow vole)
Lineage: Eukaryota; Metazoa; Chordata; Mammalia; Rodentia; Cricetidae
Gene: Man2b2
Product: mannosidase alpha class 2B member 2
Exons: 19
Coding region: 332-3193 (953 amino acids)
Biological process (GO): mannose metabolic process
Cellular component (GO): lysosome
Molecular function (GO): carbohydrate binding; alpha-mannosidase activity
Source: RefSeq, a predicted model, not a curated record